Messenger RNA from Cordyceps fumosorosea ARSEF 2679, 330 nucleotides. RefSeq lists its product as hypothetical. NCBI's taxonomy places the organism in Eukaryota, Fungi, Ascomycota, Sordariomycetes, Hypocreales, Cordycipitaceae. The transcript has a single exon. The coding region runs from base 1 to 330 and encodes 109 amino acids. The record is from RefSeq and is a predicted model, not a curated record.
AUGCCAUUCUGCGCAGACGCGGACCACGUAACAUCCGGCGUCGCUCCUGAGCUUAGUUUUCUGACCUCACACACGGGACACCACGCAAGGUCGCUGAACACUGUACGCAAGGGCCAGUUUCUGAGGCUCGACGGCCCAUACGGCAGGGACUUGCACUAUGAGGCGGUGGUUCUAGCCGCGAAGGGCAUGGGGAUCGUCGGUGUUUUGCUCUUCGCCCGUCAUCUUGCUGAGAGGAGAGCACACGACGACAGGGCUCGAGGGGCAGCGGCACGCCUACGUGACUCCAAGGAACCUGUUUUCGGCGGGCAAAAAGACACCGUACCGAGUUAA